Molecule: messenger RNA, 3296 nt
Organism: Oncorhynchus keta (chum salmon)
Lineage: Eukaryota; Metazoa; Chordata; Actinopteri; Salmoniformes; Salmonidae
Gene: sh3gl3b
Product: SH3-domain GRB2-like 3b
Exons: 11
Coding region: 175-1323 (382 amino acids)
Biological process (GO): synaptic vesicle uncoating
Cellular component (GO): presynapse; cytoplasm; glutamatergic synapse
Molecular function (GO): protein binding
Source: RefSeq, a predicted model, not a curated record
AGGACUCAACAGACCCCGUGAAGCGAUUUAGCGCAUUGAUACAUUGCGACGAUGGAGACGGACUGGAGGGCAAUCGGGACACAAUGUAGCUAACCAACGGGUCAACUAUUAGAGCACGGUUGGCAUCCCAUUAUUUCUUUCCAUAUAUUAUUUCGGCCUUUUGAUUCUUGAAGGAUGUCGGUAGCCGGGUUGAAGAAGCAAUUUCACAAAGCAAGUCAGCUAUUGAGUGAGAAGAUAAUUGGGGCUGAGGGAACAAAGCUGGAUGAAGAAUUUCAAAAAAUGGAAAGGAGAAUUGAUGUGACCCACAAAAUGGUUCUUGAACUUGUGCCCAAAACCACAGAGUACCUCCAGCCAAACCCAGCAUAUAGAGCCAAACUGGGCAUGCUCAACACAGUGUCCAGGAUCCGUGGGCAGGUGAAGGCUGUGGGGUACCCCCAGACUGAGGGAAUGCUGGGAGACUGCAUGUUGCACUACGGCAGAGAACUGGGAGUCGGCUCUGCCUUUGGAUGUGCACUGGCGGACAUUGGGGAAGCCUUGAAACAGAUGGCCAUAGCCAGAGAUUCCCUGGACAUCAGUGUGAAGAACAACUUCAUAGACCCACUGCAGGCACUCCAGGACAGAGAGUUGAGGGAAAUAGGGUACCACCUAAGAAAACUUGAAGGUCGUCGGCUAGACUUUGACUACAAGAAACGACGCAAAGGAAAGAUACCUGACGAGGAGAUCAUGCAGGCGUGGGAGAAGUUUUCGGACUCCAAAGAGCUGGCAGAGAGAAGCAUGUUCGACCUCUUAGAAAGUGAUGCAGAGCAUGUGACUCACCUAUCAGCUUUGAUUGGGGCCGCUUUGGACUAUCACCGCCAGUCUUGCCAAAUCCUGGACAGCCUCAAUCGAAGUCUGCAGGGCAGGCUAGCCAUUGCAAGCAACCGGCCAAAGAGGGAGCCCAGGCCCAAAUCUAUUAAAGUUAACACAAUCAACACACAACAAAAUAGAUCUUCCCACAGAUCAUCAGUGAAAUCAGUUAUAUCUUCAGAUGCCCAGAUAAGCCAAGCUGUCAAUGGAAAAAAUUACCAGUACACAAACAUACCUCUAAGACCAGAGAGUCCCAUCAUCUGUAACCAUGAUUGUGAGGUUUUCCUAGACCAGCCUUGCUGCCGUGCGCUCUACUGCUUUGUGGCUGAGAAUGAAGGAGAGCUGGGCUUCAAGGAGGGUGACCUCAUCAUCCUCACCAACCAGAUUGAUGACAACUGGUAUGAGGGCAUGAUCAGCGGGGAGUCUGGCUUUUUUCCUAUCAGCUACGUCAAUGUCCUUGUGCCUUUGCCACAGUGAUACCAGGGUAGCACCACAAGCUAUGGGGGCCAGCUAUGAAGUCCUCACCUCAGAGCACUCUCUGGAAAUCUUAUUUUGCAAUGAAUGUCACUCCACUUUCUGAUGUGUUUAUUGACUGAAUUUGUAUUUUUGAGCCUAUCUGUUAGAAGCAUUUCAGGACGGCCUCAUUUGGUGGUACCGUCACUUCUUCCUGGAUCUGUGAAUUCUUAAUUUCACCUUAUUUUCUCAGAGGCCAUAGAGCUAUUGACUUGCAAUGUCUUUGCGUGCUACACCAUUUCAGACAGUCUUAUGCAAUAUUUUCUCUCUCCCUUGAAAGCCCAUCUUAGUUACAUUUGUCUCCAUUGUGUGCUGUUGUUACUUUCAGCAUAAUAAUGGGUCAAUUAGUAGAGUGACACUUUUUAAUUCAGCACAUUUUUGUGAUGUCAUGGAACACUUCGGCUGCUUUAUUAAGAUUUGUUUUAAUCUUGGGACUGUUAUUACCACGUUCAGGGUCAAUAUUCAUGUCUUCAUUUAGCUCUCGAGAACCUAAGGGGGGUAUACCCAGUUUACAGCUGGAACCUGUUUUGGGUUCUCAGAGGAUUUUACGGACUGCAGCUGGCUCCAUGUGAACUACAAUCCCAAUGCUCUUGUUUAUUCCUGACGCUCUGUCGAAAUGCAAAUACACCACAAUUGCGAUACGGUUUUGGAUAUCUUUGGAACUUUUAUAUAAGCGAGAAAUAAUAUUUCAAAUACAAAAGAUACACUUACUGUGCGCAGUUUAGGAAAGUUGCACCUAGUUUUCACACACCAUUGUGGCAUCCUCUCACCUUGCACUCACAUUUCCAUUGAACCAUUCCAUAUUUCCAGUGUUUAAAAAUAAAGCCGGGUGCAAAUUUACUAAACUUUGUACGGUAAGUUUCUUAAAUUACAACCGUUCAUAGAAGCAAUGUUCCAAAUGUUUAUGAAACUGUAUCGUGUGAGGCACAUUUGUGUUUAGACGGAGCGUUGGGAAUUCCCCUCAGGCAACAGGCGGCUUUGGGAGUAGACCGUAUAAUUAAGCAAUAAGGCACGGGGGUGUGUGUUACAUGGCCAAUAUACCACGGCUAAGGGCUGUUCUUAGGGACGACGCAACGUGGUGUGCCUGGAUACAGCCCUUAGCCUUGGUAUAUUGGCCAUAUACCACAGAACCCUGAGGUGCCUUUAUUGCGACUAUAAACUGCUUACCAACAUAAUUAGAGCAGUAUAAUUGUUUUUGGGGGGUCAUACCUGUGGUAUACGGUCUUAAAUACUACAGCUGUCAGCCAAUCUCCAUUCAGGGCUCGAACCAUCCAGUUUAGAAUGUUUAAUAUUACUGUCUAUUGAAUGGACUAGCCUUCGUUGUGGAAGUGUGGAAAGGUCAGGGUUAAGACUUGUCUGCAUAUCAAUUUGAACACGAGAAGAGGAAAUAUCUCUUAUCAAACACCAUUUGUGAUAUUAAUAGCUGUUUAAUGUUACACUACAAUUUAAAGGUGUUUUAGAUGCGUGUGUGCUUUAUCCACUUAAAUAUGAUCCCUUUAGUUUUUCACCUUCCACAAACAGUAGAAACACUUGUUGCCUUUAAGCACUUUUUAAAAAUGUGUUGCUGUAGCCUUGUCAAUUAUUGUAUUUGCACACUUAAUUUUUCUUUAUUAGUAAGGAAAUACACACACAAGGUAUUAUUCACCUCUCAUAUCCUAUUGUAGUGUCUUGGAAUAAUAUGUUGAACUAGAAAAUAUUUAGCUGUAAGCCAUAUUGUCAGAGAUUUUGUGUCAAUCACUAUGAAUGAGUACAGAAUGCUGUAAUAUCAAAGUAGUGUACAUUUCUUUCCUAUUUAUUGUCAAAUGCUUGCUGUUUCACAAAUUGAAUUUAUAGUUAAAUUACGCUAAGGAAAAAUUAAACCAGUUAUAUGAUCAUUGGAUGUAUUAUCUACUGUAAGUUAAAAAAUAUAAAUGCAACAUGCAAAAUUUUAAAAGAUU